Rhododendron vialii is the source of this 1278-nucleotide messenger RNA. Its product is annotated as transcription factor RHD6-like. Lineage: Eukaryota; Viridiplantae; Streptophyta; Magnoliopsida; Ericales; Ericaceae. Gene Ontology annotation, molecular function: protein dimerization activity; DNA-binding transcription factor activity. The coding region runs from base 75 to 917 and encodes 280 amino acids. Gene Ontology annotation, biological process: regulation of DNA-templated transcription. The record is from RefSeq and is a predicted model, not a curated record. The transcript is spliced from 5 exons.
AUUGUUGAAAGUAUACUUAGUAGCUCUCUCUCUCUCUCUCUCUCUCUCUCUCUCUCUCUCUCUCUCUCUCUCAUAUGGCCCUGACCAAGGACCGAAUCCCAAACAACACACAAAUGGGCUUGGUCCAAGCCUACGCGUACUAUGGAAACGUUUUUGGAGGGUCAUCAGCUCAAGUUAAUUCUGAUCAAUCUUAUCAGCCAGAUGAGGGGGGAGCUCAAUCAGUGAUUAACUUCAAAAGUAGUACUGCAGGGUACAACAACAUAAUGCAUAGCAAUGGAUCAUCUUUUCUUAGCUUUGACCAGAAUCCUGAUCAUCAUCAUCAUCAAAAUUCUAACCCUAACAAGAUCAGUGACGAUCAGCAAUUAGACGACGAUUACUCGAUUUGGGAGGAUAAUCUGAUCCAGGAUUUCAGCACUACUCGCGUUCAAUCUACCAGCUCUUAUGGGGCUGAUCAGCCAUUUGGGUGGCACAAUUCCGAAGAAAAUCCCAAUUGUGGAAACAAUUUUCAUGAGGAGUUUGGAAAACAAGAUGAAGGCUUCAAUAAGCGCCCCCAUAAGGGAGAGAGCAACCAAGCUAUCAAAAAACAGUGCACAAAUGCAGCCAAGAAAGCCAAGCAAAAGUCAACUACUCCAUCCAAGGACCCACAAAGUGUUGCAGCCAAGAAUCGACGCGAACGGAUUAGCGAGAGGCUAAAGGUAUUGCAGGACCUUGUUCCAAAUGGUUCUAAGGUUGAUUUGGUUACCAUGUUAGAGAAAGCUAUUAGCUAUGUCAAGUUUCUUCAAUUACAAGUGAAGGUGUUGGCAACCGAUGAAUUUUGGCCAGUGCAAGGCGGAAAAGCUCCUGAUAUUUCCCAGGUAAAAGAAGCCAUUGAUGCAAUCCUUUCAUCCCAAAAAGACAAAAACUCAAGCUCAGAGUGAUUCACGAAACCCAAGAGGAAGAAGAAGAUCAGACACUACAAGAAUCCAUGUAAUAGGCGACGAAAUCUAAUCUUUUGGCGACGAAAAUAAUUCGUCACCUAUUACAUGUUUUGUUGUAGUGAGAGAAUGAUAGAAGUAACUAAAAAAGAAAUACUCCAAGAGACAAAGUUUGAAGAAAAGCUAUCCUUUGGAAGCUAGUAGAGCAACCUCGUCCCAUUUUUCAUUAAUUAAUUAUCUAAUGUCCAUCUUCUUUGUAACAUUAUUAUUCUUUCUAUUUAUUUUUUCUGGAAUUUUGUAAUUCAUGUUAUGGAAGGGUAAGAAAGGUUGUAUCCAUGGAUUAGCUCUGACCAAAUAAUUGAAG